UCGGUGGCAACCAACACACGUCUCUUUCAUCAUCUCAUAAACAAUUGGAAAUUUCUCCCUGCUCCGUCUGACAUGCCCAAGUGUUCAAUUCUGGAGUUCUCUGUUGACUUCGAGUUCCGAUCAUUGCUUCAUUCCCACUUUGCCAUGCUUUUCUUCGAUCACGUGGUAACCACUAUGGUUAAUGCCUUUCUUGACCGUUCUCAGCAGCUUUACGGACUUGAAGCUAUUCCGCGCCAGAAGCCGCAGAUUCUUAAAUACCGCAAAUAG
Molecule: messenger RNA, 267 nt
Organism: Protopolystoma xenopodis
Lineage: Eukaryota; Metazoa; Platyhelminthes; Monogenea; Polystomatidea; Polystomatidae
Source: the annotation of a GenBank genome assembly